Molecule: messenger RNA, 2325 nt
Organism: Aegilops tauschii subsp. strangulata
Lineage: Eukaryota; Viridiplantae; Streptophyta; Magnoliopsida; Poales; Poaceae
Source: RefSeq, a predicted model, not a curated record
AUGGGGUUGGGGUUUUCCCCUACCUACCUUUUUCCGGUGGGGUUUUGCAGAGGUUUUGUUCCCAGCUUGAGCGAAGAGGGUGACGGGACGACGGACAAGAUGGGCAAGGAUGACGACGUCUCCCGCGCCGUCGUGGAGGACGACACCGCGCUCCUCCUCGCGGCGGUGGACAGCAUCAAGAAGGCGGCGCUGGGUCGGCUGCGCAACGGCUCCGACGCCGCCAGGAUCCUCGACCAGGAGAUGUCCAACAGGCUCCUCCACCUCGCCUGCAGGCACGACGUCGCCGAGUGCGCCAGGCUCCUCCUCGACGGUGAGUACGGGAUCACGCCGGCCUCCGUCGACGCCAGGGACCAGCUCACGCGUACACCGCUCCACGUCGCCGCCGAGGGGCACUCCAAGAGGUGCCUCCAGCUGCUCCUCUCCAGGAACGCCCGGACGGACGUCAGGCUGCUCGACGGCACACGCCUAGUCGCGCUCGAGGUCGCGCUCAUGAGCAGAAGGGUUCAAGUUGAUUGGUCACCGGACAACUCGGUCGAGGAUCUUCUGGUUUAUCUGCAACAAAAGGAUCUGAACGCGGUGAGGCUUCUGGCAGAGAAGACCAGGGAGGUUGGGGAGGUGGCUUACAGAUACGCCAUGGAGGGGCGUGUCGCUGCACUUGCAAUGCUGCUCCUGGUGGCUGAGGAAAGGAUAUCGGCGAUGGUGAGCGUGGUGAUUGAUGGCGUCAGGACCAAGAGAUCAAUUUACAACUCUGUUGUGGAUGAGGUUCUGUCGAUUGGAGAGGCUUCAGCUAGAGACGGCAAUGAAAUGAGGAGGAAAGCCUUGCUCUGUGAGAUUCAGCUGCUUAACCAAUUUGGGGCCACGUCGUGGAGGGACCAAAAAGUUGACAGGAGAAGCUUGCCCCCUCUACUUAGGGCUGCAAAGGCCGGAGAUAUGAAUGUCACAAAGAUGCUUCUGAUGGGGGAUGUUGAUGUCAAUGAAACCGACCCCAAAGGAAACACGGCACUUCACUCUUUCCUCAGUAGUAGCUCAAGCACACAGGAGCCAAGGAUUGAGUGGCUCCUGCUGAAGAAUGGUGCCAGAGUUUUCCAGGGGAACAAACUAGGUCUCACACCAGUGCACAGUACUGCAGCUAAGGAUAAUUACAAGGCUCUUCAGUCACUUCUGCUUCAUGCACAAGAUUGCGUUGAUAUACCUUCCAAGACCAAAGAAACCCCAUUAUUCCUUGCAGCGAAAAAUGGUUCUUUGAGCUGUGUACGACUUCUUUUGCGUUAUGGGGCUAACCCCAAAGCCCAGAACCUACGAAAGCAAAGACCAAUAGACGUGGCGACAUCCCAGGACAUGCGGUUUCUUCUCAACUCCGCAAAUGUUGUACCAAUGAACCAUGGCUCAAUGGAAAAGAACCAUGCAAUGAAAAAAGAAAGGCACAAAGAGCUUCUGGAUGAUGAUUUCGAUGAUUAUGACAACGACGAUUAUUAUGAAAGCUAUGUUGUGCCAAAGGCGUCAGUAGGUCACGGGGAUUUUCGUUCCAGCAAUUUAUCUGCCCAAGGGGCUAAAAGUAAGAGCCACAGUGCCCCGAAAGAAGGUCCCAAAUUAUCUCAGCAUAAUGAUCAUUGGGAGAAGCAUGACUACACUCGCAAAAUCUUUGUUGGGGGUCUCCCGCUUACGGUAGACGAUGUGUACCUUAGCAGAUUCUUCAGUACUGAAUUCGGACCUGUGGAGGAAGCAAUGGUUAUUACUUUAAAAAUAGACAACAGAUACGCCAUGGAGGGUCAUGUCGCUACACUCGCAAUGCUCCUGGUGGCUGAGGACAGGAUAUCGGCGACGGUGAUAGACGGCGUCAGGACAAAGAGAUCAAUUUACAACUCUGUUGUGGAUGAGGUCCUGUCGAUUGGAGAGGCUUCAGCUAGAAAUGGCAAUGAAAUGAGGAAAGUCUUGCUCUGUGAGAUUCAGCUGCUUAACCAAUUUGGGGCCACGUCGUGGAGGGACCGAAAAGUUGACAGGAGAAGCUUGCCCCCUCUACUUUGGGGUGCAAAGGCCGGAGAUAUGAAUGUCACAAAGAUGCUUCUGAUGGGGGAUGUUGAUGUCAAUGAAACCGACCCGGAAGGAAAGACAGCACUUCACUGCUGCCUCAGUAGUAGCUCAAGCACACAAGAGCCAAGGACUGAGUGGCUCCUGCCGAAGAAUGGAGCCAGAGUUUUCCAGGGGAACAAACUAGGUCUCACACCAGUGCACAGCGAUGCAGCUAAGAUCAAUUACAAGGCUGUUCAGGGCUUCUCUGUUGUCAAAUGUCAAAGCAUGAUGUUUGUUAGUUACAGCUCCAAAUAG